This is a messenger RNA of Epinephelus lanceolatus (giant grouper), 2636 nucleotides long. RefSeq names its product SLC35A4 upstream open reading frame protein-like. The record is from RefSeq and is a predicted model, not a curated record. NCBI's taxonomy places the organism in Eukaryota, Metazoa, Chordata, Actinopteri, Perciformes, Serranidae.
GGAAAACGAGCGUAGAAGAAGAAGAGACACAUCAACAGAGAAACUAUGGCAGAUGACAAGGGACCCCUGGGGCAGCUCAAGGACCUGGUGGAGCUGAAGGACCAGUUGGAAGACAUUCAGAAACGGAUGGAGGAUGAGAUACAGGCUGGCGUUCCUCCAGGAGGCAGUCUGCUGGCUUCUCCUUUCCUGAAAGGUUUUCUGGCCGGGUACAUUGUUGCGAGGCUACGCUCCUCAGCGUUGAUGGGUGUUGCAGUAGGAACGUGUACGGGAAUCUAUGCGGCACAAAAUUACGCCGUUCCCAACAUUGAGAACACCAUCAAAGACUACAUGCGGAACCUGAGAGGAGGACGCAAAUGAGAAGAAAGGAAGAAACGUAAAAAGAGGAGAGAGGAGGGAGAGAGACUACAGGCAGAAGGUGCCACUACAGCUACAUACGGGAACAGAUGCGUAUUUCAAAAGUCAAAAAUGCUUCAUAGUUAUUUUCACCUUUAACAUAGAUGAGUAAAUAGGAAAAUUCUAAAGUAGCAAGUCAGCUCAUGGAUUAAGGUGAUUCUUUUCAUAUUUGUUUUGAUUCAGUCGAUCAUCUGAGCUCUUGCCACAAGAGUAUGGGGAAUGGGUGACUGACAUAUACAUUUUGUAAUAAAUAAAGCAUAUUAGCAACAUGUGGAAAGAAUACAAUUCACUUAAUUUAAAGACAGGAGACCCUGUAUUUCUUUUCAAUAUAGUAACUCUAACUUAUUUACAUAGCACAGAACAAGAAAUUAAUAGAUAAAUGAAUAAAUAAAGUAGAACAGAUAGAAUGAAAAUGUUAACAUUAUAUUUUAAAUAUUAUGUAGUUGCUACAAUUGAUUUCCAACUUCAACCCUAUCCUGCCUGAAACCACAACAUGCUUGUGUUUGUUGAUAUAUAAUGAAACUGGCCAAUAUUCACAUGUGCAGGUCAGCUGUGUUGGAAAACAGUUCACAACAGAGACACACAUCUCAUCUAUUUUGCUGCUCAGAUAGAGUGUUGAGAUUCUCUAAGAGGAGAAUGAAUGCCCCUUUAUUGGUGGUGGUUUACAAGGGUGGCCCUUGAUCCCUGGGACUGUAGGCAUGUGAGUUUUAGAAAUGUGUUCUCUCUGUUGUCUUCUGCCCUUUAGUGGUCAGAAGUCAAUUUUAGCAGCCUUCGGUCAUUUUGCUUUUUUGCUCAGGGGGUGAUAGAGCAUGUAAAAAUGGUCUCACCUCACAUCUCAUGGUGCUCUUCAAUGUAAAACCUGUUGGUUGUCAGAGCAAAGUCUGUGGUGUGGGGUUGUAUGAUGCCUCUUUACAAGCAUAACACAUCUCUACAUGUGGAUAAAGGUCAAUUUUUCAUCUGGUAAAACAUUAUUUUGAAAUAAUAGUUCAUGUUUCUGUGGAGGUGUAUGAAAAGUAAUUGUGACUCCAGCAAUUAUGCACUCCAUUCAAAAAUAAGAAGUGUUUCCAGAAAAAUACGUAAUAUUUCUAAAUAUAUUCACACAGCUUAAAAUAGUAAUGUAGACUACCAAAACAAACAAAACGCACACCAAAGUGACAUUCUUUUGUAAAGAUAUAGUUUAAGUUGGGGUUUUAACAAAACUGGAAAAUGUGUGUUAAAGUAUUGUUUAUAAAAUAUAAGAAUAAUAAUAUAUUAAUAUAUAUAGAAUAAUAUAUUAAGAGUGCCUACUCUGCUCUGGAGUUGAUAUUAUCUCAUGCCAUGUGUGCAAUAGCCUUUCCUGGUGAGGUUUGGCUGUCUAUUUCAUAUGCUGGAAACUAGGAGAUCUUUUGCACUUGUGUGACUUUUAGGGGUUUGAAGCUGUUACUUUAUCUCUCAACAAUCAAUGUAGUUUUUUUUGUGUGUCCAAGAAAUAUCAGAGCCUGUAAAAGAAAAUCAGUGAUAUGUUUACUUGUUGGAAUUUGGUGUUUGUGUCAUGUGUGGAUGAGUCGUACGUACUGAAAGGUGAUUUUUUUUUUUCUUUUGGGGAAUUGAGAUUUGAACUGAAAGAUGAAUAAAUGUCUAUUAUUUCAAGAAACAAUGCUGUUGCUGCAGGACAGUAAUCUGAGAACCUAAUUUAGAGAUAAACACUUCAACGGUAGCUCACUUGAUUAUAAAGAUGGCUUUCACAUGACCCCAGGUACUGUGUUGCUGCUGUUGAAAUGAACGCACAAUGCAUAUAUACAUAGUCAAGCCUGAGACAGGUAUUUUUAAAAAAGCCAUAUUUUAAGUCAGAUUGAGAUUGUGCCCAUUUUGUCAUUUUAACUCUGACUGUAAAGUGUUUUAGAAAACUAUGUUAAGUGUAUGUUUGGUAACUGGAACCCACAAACAACUCGUGCCUAUUGACAAUCAUUGUGUUGCUGUAUUUGUAUUGCAUGCUGUCAGUUUCUUUACGUCCUGUCUAUUAUGAUUUUGCAUGUUUACUCUUCCUUAUUAAGUAGAACUUUUCUUUAAAUACUUGACAUGCCGUGGAAUACAGAAAACAACGGGUCAUCUGAUGGUGCUUUAUUUCACUGGCUCAUCUGUCUUGUUGUCGUGAGUUUUCACUCAGUUUCAAAUCCAGUUGUGAUUUUGUGAAAGAAAACUACAGACACUUGUCUUUUGAGAAUUUUAUUUGGGUCGUUCGAAUAAAUGUGGAAAAUACAGUU